Messenger RNA from Hippopotamus amphibius kiboko, 1792 nucleotides. RefSeq names its product hexosaminidase subunit alpha (gene HEXA). Gene Ontology annotation, biological process: ganglioside catabolic process; glycosaminoglycan metabolic process; carbohydrate metabolic process. Lineage: Eukaryota; Metazoa; Chordata; Mammalia; Artiodactyla; Hippopotamidae. The coding region runs from base 37 to 1623 and encodes 528 amino acids. The record is from RefSeq and is a predicted model, not a curated record. Gene Ontology annotation, molecular function: beta-N-acetylhexosaminidase activity. The transcript is spliced from 14 exons. Gene Ontology annotation, cellular component: membrane.
GGCCCGGCCCGCUGCGCGCGAGGAGACCGGCGGGCCAUGGCAGGCGCCCCUCUCUGGUUCUCGCUGCUGCUGGCGGCAGCGUUCGCCGGGCGGGCGACGGCCCUGUGGCCGUGGCCCCAGUACAUCCAAAGCUCCGAGCAGCGCUACACCAUCUUCCCGCACAGCUUCCAAUUCCAGUACCACGCCAGUUCGGCCGCGCAGGUGGGCUGCUCCGUCCUCGACGAGGCCUUCCAGCGCUACCGUGAUCUGCUCUUCGGUGCCGUGUCCUUCCACUUUCCCCACCCCGUGGAAAAACGGCACGCAUCACAGGACUCGUUGGUUAUCCUUGUUGUCUCUCCCGGAUGUGACCAAUUCCCUUCUUUGGAGUCUGUGGAGAAUUACACCCUGACCGUAAACGAUGAGCAGUGUUUCCUCCUCUCAGAGACUGUCUGGGGCGCCCUCCGAGGUCUAGAGACUUUUAGCCAGCUUGUGUGGAGAUCUCCUGAGGGCACGUUCUAUAUCAACAAGACGGAGAUUGAGGACUUCCCCCGCUUCCCUCACCGGGGCUUGUUGUUGGAUACGUCUCGCCAUUACCUGCCACUGGCUAGCAUCCUGGACACUCUGGAUGUCAUGGCGUACAAUAAGUUCAACGUGUUCCACUGGCAUCUGGUCGAUGACUCUUCCUUCCCAUAUGAGAGCUUCACUUUUCCAGACCUCACCAAAAAGGGGUCCUACAACCCUGCUACCCACAUCUACACAGCACAGGAUGUGAAGGAGGUGAUUGAAUAUGCCCGGCUUCGGGGUAUCCGUGUGUUGGCAGAGUUUGACACUCCUGGCCACACUCAGUCCUGGGGACCAGGUAUCCCUGGAUUAUUAACUCCUUGCUACUCUGGGUCUCACCCCUCUGGCACUUUUGGGCCAGUGAAUCCCGUUCUCAACAAUACCUACGAGUUCAUGAGCACAUUUUUCUUGGAGAUCAGCUCUGUCUUCCCAGAUUUUUAUCUUCACCUUGGAGGAGAUGAGGUUGAUUUCACCUGUUGGAAGUCCAACCCAGAUAUCCAGGCCUUUAUGAAGAAGAAAGGCUUUGGUGAGGAAUUCAAGAAGCUGGAGUCUUUCUACAUCCAGACGCUGCUGGACAUCGUCUCUGCCUAUGGCAAGGGCUACGUGGUGUGGCAGGAGGUGUUUGAUAAUAAAGUAAAGGUUCGGGCAGACACCAUCAUCCAGGUGUGGCGAGAAGAGAUCCCUGUAAAGUACAUGAAGGAGAUGGAACUGGUCACCAGUGCUGGCUUCCGGGCCCUGCUCUCUGCUCCCUGGUACCUGAACCACAUAAGUUAUGGCCCUGACUGGAAGCAGAUCUACACAGUGGAGCCCCUGGCAUUUGAAGGAAGCCCUGAGCAGAAGGCUCUGGUGAUCGGGGGAGAGGCCUGUAUGUGGGGAGAGUAUGUGGACAGCACAAACCUGGUCCCCAGGCUGUGGCCUAGAGCAGGGGCUGUUGCAGAGAGGCUGUGGAGCAACAAGAUGGUAACCGACCUGGAGUUUGCCUAUAAACGUUUGGCACACUUCCGCUGUGAGCUGCUGAGGCGGGGUGUCCAGGCCCAGCCCCUCAGCGUAGGCUACUGUGACGUGGAGUUUGAACAAACCUGAGCAAGUACCCCCAAGGCACCGAGGAGGGUGCUGGCCCUAGGCGAGCGGUAGCGAAGACAGGCUUCUGUUGCACCCCGCUGGGGGGAACGGAGCCCCUUGCCCCCAUGCCCGUGUGCCUGGAGACAAGGGGGCUGGUGUUGACGCUGGCAUCCAAUAAAGAGUGAUGUGG